CGACGAUCGGCCGACCGCUCCUCUCGUGGAGACAGUCAGUCGUUUCGAGACUGCCGAGUUGACCGGGUGUCGUCGAGAGCCGUAGAGAGCCGCGUCGGUUCGCGCUGUGUGUCUCUUCCCUCAGCUGCCACUUCUUCUCUUUCUCUCUCUCUUUUUCUUUCUCACUCUCUCGAACUAUCCCCUCGUCCUUUCCUUUGUGAACUCACCCCAUCGCGAUUACGGUACACCCGGCGACUAGGACCAUGGCGGGUUCGACGAUCACGGCCAUUCUACUGCUGGCGGCGACCCACAGCGAUAGUUAUUAACCAUAAGUCAGGCUGCAGCGGAAGCGCCCGCAUGUAGAAGGCUGUUAUUAGAGCUUAAAAAAAAAGUCGGCUCAGCAUCUCUCCAUUGGACAGCGCGAAUCCGGGUUCACCUCGUGAUCGCUGGACCGGAAACAGAAGCCGUCAUGUGCAACGUCGUCUCACCGAAGAACUUCUUCCCCGAAGUCAAAGGCAAUCUCACCAAGAUCGUCUGGGCGCACGCCGUCAACAGCAAAGCGGAAUUGGAUAGGGCACUCUCGUCAAACGACAUCAUGAUGCUGGAGGCCGACGUCGUGCUGGGCAAGCUUAACGAAACCGACAACAGCAGCAUCGCUGAGAUCCCGAUAAUGGCGCAUCCACCAGAGAACCUGAGCGAUCUGUCGCUCGAGGACUUCCUCAACACCACCAUCCACAAAACUGGCAUCAAAAAGGGAAUCAAGCUGGACUUCAAGACCAUUCAGGCGUUCGAGAAGAGCAAACCGAUUCUCACCAAGCUACGAGAGAACUUCAAGUUCCCGGUCUUCAUCAACGCGGAUAUCCUACCCGGACCGGUGAACGCCACGGCUACUCCGGUUAACGCGAAAGAUUUCCUCAAAGGCGCCGUGGAAACCAUUCCAGAAUGCACUCUCUCCGUUGGCUGGACGACCAGGUACGGAAAGGAGUACAACAUCAUCGAGGGUCGAUACACACCGGAGCAGAUAAAAAAUAUGACAGACACGCUGGCAGAGAACCAGAUCAAACAGUCGGUAACUUAUCCUAUACGAGCCGGUCUCGCGGCGAACGAUAUCGAGACCGUGAAGGCAUUGCUAAACAACACCUCAUCCGACAACGUGACAUUGACCAUCUGGUCGUCGGAGGGCGACCACGUCGACGCCGCGCAGCUUUCGAAGCUGAUCAAGGACGUGGGCGUCGAAAAGAUCUACUUGGACGUGCCUGAAGACCUAAAGAAGAAACUCGACUUCUCGAGCGCGUCCACACUGGUCUCCGCGGCGAUAUUGAUAGCGGGCAUGAUGUUAGCACUAUUUUCUAUUAAUAUGUGAAGUUGAAACGCGGAUGUUAAAACGGACGUAAAGUCGCGGCGGGAUUCGGGAAGAGGGUUCCGACCUUUCGAUCUUUUGACUCUCGAGUCUCAAAUAACGGAAGCACGAACGAAGGACGACGAGGUCCGAUAAAGAUCGCGCUUCGUGAAUAUCAUUCUGACGCCAUUGGCGAUCGGGUCGUCGUCCCGUUCGUCGACUUCGCGGACGUACGUCUUCGAGAUAUCUAACUCGUCGCAGCGAGUGCAAUUUCCAUCGCGAGAUCUUCCUAUCCAGAUAAAAGAAAAGAAAGAAAAGGAAAGCAGGCAUAUUCACCGAUUUGUACUUAAAAUGAUUAUUAGAAAACAUUCGUUCUACGAAAAUUCAACAUUUUUCUCUUUUGAUAGGCCCGAAAACGGCAAUGUGUUAAUCGUGAUUUACCAGGAACACUCGCGUAUAGACAGACGCGUCCCGCGUCAGUCGUGUGUCGAGAGCAUUACUUUAAUACUGACAGAAAAUUGUCACACGCUGUACCAAUCAUUUAUCAAGGUCGAUACGUUUCUUAAUUUCGUAUUGUAUUUAUAAGUGGGACAAAGUCCUGACCGCGAUAUGAUCGUUACACGGAGACCAACGUCGUGCAUCUGAAAUACCCUUUACCUCACUUUUGCCAGGCGAAGCCAACGAACAACGGCGAGAAGAACGCGUUUCAUGUAACUUUGUAUCAAACUGUACGUGCAUCGAGCUUGCCGCGCGCAUUCAUCAUGUUUAAUGUCCCGUCUUAAUGUUCACUAUAUGCCGUACCUUGUGCCUGCACAUUCAACAUAUCCCCGGUCUAGGUGCAGCAGAAAAUGGUAUUAGUCUCUAUGUAAACUACGUAUCCAAGCCAAAGGAUUAUAUAAAUGCAGUAUACGGUGCAAGUGCACUGCGUUUGAUAAUGAGUCAAUAAAAUAAUACACAAAAUUGCCGAAAAGUA
This is a messenger RNA of Odontomachus brunneus, 2291 nucleotides long. RefSeq names its product protein FAM151B. Bases 449 to 1342 code for a protein of 297 amino acids. The record is from RefSeq and is a predicted model, not a curated record. NCBI's taxonomy places the organism in Eukaryota, Metazoa, Arthropoda, Insecta, Hymenoptera, Formicidae. The transcript has 6 exons.